AUGGUUGGGAGAUAUUCUGAUUACUACCAUAACCUUAAUCAAGGUCGGGAUCAAUCUCUUGGAAGGAGAAAAGUUCGCGACGUGAAAAUCGACUGUCGCUAUCUCUCAUCAUCGAGAUGGGGCCUGUUCGAGGAUAAACCGGCAUGGAUCCUGUUGGGGGAGCUCCAAAUUGGGCAACCCAGCGACGUCAAACUCAAACAGGCGAACCUACAACUUCGGUUCAAAGGCACUACAAAGCAAAACACCUCCUGCCUUGAUGUCACUAAUAAUUAUGGGCCCGUAAUUGGGUUCGGUAAACCUAUAAGCAAGGACGUUCAAAAAAGGGCUACAGCAGCGCCGGAGGUUGGGGUCAACGGUGUUUCGGUCAAUCCUGGCGAGCUCGAGAGGGCAACCAGCCAGACUGAUGUGUACCGAUGGCAACUUCAUGGCGAACGAAUCGCAGACGAUGAGGACGGACUUUAUAGAGGCAUUGAGUGGACAAUAGAGGAAGCCAAAUUCGCAAAACAGAUUAACCACAGAGCAAUCUGGAAUUUGGGGCUUACCCUCAAGCAUGGCUGUGAGCCAUUUCUCAUCUACGCGGGUAUCUAUAUCCAGCUGCGGGGCAUGCAAAAUAUUUUCUCCUCCAAGACCAACGACGACCUUGAGCCAACCCUUGUUACACCACCCCGCAAGUUCCCAAAAGACCGGUUGGAUGAUAUUGUUCUCGCUUUGAAUGAUGAGUUAACGAUAGAGAAUCUCAGGCGUCCACCGGAGGAGUCGGACGAUCCUGUACUCCAUCAACGAGUUCCCCUAGGAGAACAUCGAGACCAGCUAGCUGAGGCGAUCGAAAUGUUGAUCAUUGUACUUGCAAAUGUACAGAUCGCUGAAGCUAGUGAUUGGGAGGAAUGA
Messenger RNA from Aspergillus calidoustus, 888 nucleotides. The record is from the annotation of a GenBank genome assembly. Lineage: Eukaryota; Fungi; Ascomycota; Eurotiomycetes; Eurotiales; Aspergillaceae.